AUGUGUGACGUAAGUGAUUAUGCUGUGGGGGCCGUCCUUGGUCAACGAAGGGAAGGGAAGCCCUUUGUUGUGUAUUAUGCGAGUAGAACUCUAAAUAGUGCUCAAAUGAAUUACUCCACCAUUGAGAAAGAGUUGCUCGCUGUGGUCUUUGCACUUGACAUGUUCCAUGCAUAUCUGAUCGGUUCACCCAUCACCGUCUUUACAGAUCAUGUCGCCCUCAAGUAUCUCCUUUCCAAGAAGGAUGCUAAGGUGCGAUUAAUUAGGUGGAUCCUUCUAUUGCAGGAAUUUGACUUGACCAUCAAGGACAAGAAAGGUGUUGAGAAUGUCGUUACCGACCAUCUGUCUCGACUCGAGUUCAAUGAUCUCGCCGAUGGCCCUGCCAUCCGCGAUAACUUCCCCGAUGAAAAUCUUUUCCCCGUCACUAAGCUGCCUUGGUACGCUCAUAUCGUAAACUACUUGGUGACGGGCGAACUUCCUUCUGAUUGGAAUGCACAAGAUAAACACAAGUUCUUGGUCGAAGUGCAAAACUUCUAUUGGGAUGAUCCAUAUCUUUUCAAGUACUGUCCCGACCAAAUCAUGAGACAAUGCAUUCCUGAUGAUGAGAUUACUAAUGUUCUGAACUUCUACCAUAACGAUGCAUGUGAAUUAGGUGCUUUGUCCCGCCACCAUAUGAUGCCUUCGAACCCGAUUCUCGUGAUAGAAAUAUUCGAUUAUUGGGGGAUCGACUUUAUGGGACCAUUUUCGCCUUCUUCUGGGUACCUUUACAUCCUCCUCGCUGUGGAUUAUGUUUCUAAAUGGGUUAAAGCCGUGCCGUGUCGAACCAAUGAUAAUGCAACAGUUGUUAAGUUCUUGAAGGAAAAUGUGUUAUCUAGGUUUGGCACUCCACGUGCUAUCAUCAGUGAUCAAGGCACUCAUUUCUAUAACCGUUCAUUUGAGGCUCUUAUGCGCAAGUACGGUGUGCUUCACAAGGUUGCUACUGCCUAUCAUCCACAAAUGAAUGGCUAA
This is a messenger RNA of Morus notabilis, 1005 nucleotides long. RefSeq lists its product as uncharacterized. The record is from RefSeq and is a predicted model, not a curated record. The transcript has 2 exons. The coding region runs from base 1 to 1005 and encodes 334 amino acids. Gene Ontology annotation, molecular function: nucleic acid binding. Gene Ontology annotation, biological process: DNA integration. Lineage: Eukaryota; Viridiplantae; Streptophyta; Magnoliopsida; Rosales; Moraceae.